Molecule: messenger RNA, 3843 nt
Organism: Carcharodon carcharias (great white shark)
Lineage: Eukaryota; Metazoa; Chordata; Chondrichthyes; Lamniformes; Lamnidae
Product: glucocorticoid-induced transcript 1 protein-like
Exons: 8
Coding region: 348-1931 (527 amino acids)
Cellular component (GO): cytoplasm
Source: RefSeq, a predicted model, not a curated record
UAUCACUCAGAGUUCCCUGAUUGCAGCUGGCUUGUCAUUUCUGUGAAGCUAGGCUAAGGACAGCAAGGCGAAUGAGUGAGACACAGAGCCUGGGAUUAACUAGAGUCACUUUAACAAGUAGCGUCCAGCAACCGGACCGAUUCACGCAAAAGGAGGAAAAGAAGGAACAAAAUCAUUCAUAAUAUAUCAUUUGGGAGAAUAAUCAAUAACCAACAGGAACCAAAAUAUUCUUGAGCGUCCUGGGAUCCCUAGUGAGUCCGGAGUGAAGACCUUUCUUGCAAAUUGUUUAAACAAUACAUUUUAUAUAAUUAUUUUUAAAAACGCUCCUCUAUUAAAGCGGUCUCACCAUGUCCUCCUCACAACAAGCAUCUCAAAGAGUGCGGCGCAAUGGGUCGCCGACUUCGAACCGCCUGCAGCCCAUCAGGGCCACCGUGCCCUUCCAGCUGAGACAAGGCAAUAACAGCCCGACCCGCUCCUCCUCCUCCUGCAGCGGCAGCAUCAGCUCACCGGCAGCAGCAGCAGCUCACUCUGCAUCAACUGCAACCAUCUCGACCUCAACAGCAGCCACAUCCACCGCCUCCAACGGACAGAAACUUUCCCCGACCUCCUCGCCCACCUCUUCGCUUUGGGCUCCGGCUGCGAUUGUCGCCGCUGACGGACGCAUGAGACACAGACGGUCUCCUGACAGUAGGAGCUCACCUGAGAGAAGGAGCCCCAGCUCUCCUGUUUAUAAAGUUGAAAGGUCGAAAUCUCAACAGAUGAGAACCUCAAAUACAAUCCGGCGCACCUCAUCCCUAGACACCAUAACAGGACCCUAUCUCACAGGACAGUGGCCACGUGAUCUCCAUAUACACUACCCAUCAUCUAUGAAAGACAAAUCUACACAGACACCCAGUUUUUGGUCAGAUGAAGGAACAGAAAAGAAAAGCACACAUCAGCGCUCUGCUUCAUGGGGAAGUGCUGAUCAGCUGAAAGAGCAGAUUGCCAAACUGAGGCAGCAGCUCCAGCGCAGUAAGCAAAGCAGUCGGCACAAUAAGGAGAAGGACCGCCAGUCUCCACUCCACGGCAAUCACACCGCUAUCAAUCAGUCUCAGGCCACCGCAGCAAGAUUUAUCCCAGGUCCAGCAUCAAACAAUACUGUUUCAAAAUCCGCAAUUUCACGGGUCCAGAACAGUGUUGAAGGCAUAAAUCAAGAAAUAGAAAGAAUGUUUAUUAAAGACUGUGGAGAAAAGGAAGGACCAUCGAGGCCCCUGGAGAUUCCUGAUGGCCACCGAGCACCUUUCCCUUCCCACUACCGCAGCAGCAGUACUCGCAGUAUUGACACACAGACACCCUCUGUCCAAGAGCGCAGCAGUAGCUGCAGCAGCCACUCACCAUGUGUCUCCCCUUUCUACCCAACUGGAUCUCAGGAGGGAAGCCCAUGCUCAACAGAAGACCUUCAGUAUGACAGGGACAAAGACAGCGGUAGCAACUCACCACUCCCCAAGUAUGCUUCAUCACCCAAACCAAACAACAGCUAUAUGUUCAAACGAGAACCUCCAGAGGGAUGUGAGAAAGUGAAGGUCUUUGAGGAAAUUACGUCUCGUCCUCCCAGCUCUGUCCCUUUGUUUUCCUGUCCUGACAGGAACAAAGUGAACUUCAUUCCUAAAGGGUCAGCUUUCUUUCCUGUAAGUAUCGUCAGCCGACCUCUGUUUUCCACCUCUGACCUGUUGCUCAAGAACUCAUCAAUCUCUGGCCUCAGUCCUAUCAUAGCAUCCAAUACUGUGACUGCUGAGCAGCUUCCAUCUCAGGUCUCAUUCUCACCUUUGUCAGAUGACACCAGCACAAGGGACUGUGAGGCCUUGGUGCAGCAGACAUCACGUCCACAGCAACAGCUCCAUGAGUCUCAAACUGAAGAAUUCUCCUCAGCUCAGAACUUUGUGAUAAUCUAGCCCCUGCACCUUCCACUGCUGCCCCUCCCCAAGGUGGAGCAGGCCUCUGCCCUUGUGUAGGGGUAGUCUAUGUAUCUGAUCGUCUGCAUGGAGUAGCACCUGCAUUCUGAACAAAGAUUCUUAGAAUUUUAGCAUAUCUUACACUGUUCUUGGCAGGGAUAGAAUUCCUUUUUUUUAGGAAAUGUUUGUGAGAAGCAGUGAUGCUUGCAAAACACGUGCUUGAGUGUUUAAAGUGCAGACUAUGCAUUACAUGGUAUGUUUGGAUGGAUUAGUACUGUUGUCCUGUGUUCUGUUCCAUCUCCUACAGUAAAAAUAAGCUCUAUAUAUAAAAUAUGCCUGUCUAAAAGAUAGAAAAAAUAGAUGUUGUGUUGCGUUAUAUCCAAUGGAGAAAAAAAUAUUGUUUACAAACAAUCCAGGUUGUUUAAGUUUUUAAAUUCUGUAACACAUACAAUGCAAAAAAGAAAAAUGGCCACAACAGUUGCACAGUGCCCACCCUAUGGCCUAGCUUCAGGUACUUCAGUUGAAGUCUAAACUCAGGUAAUUUGGAAUGUAUAUCCACAUAGGAUUUUAACGAAUUUGUGGCUGAACAAGCUAAGGGGGAGUUUAGGGUAAGCAUCACUCUCUUGCCUUUCCGUUUUCUACAUUAACCUUUCCUCAUUACAUUCCACUUUCUUUAACUAAAAGUGCAUUCUGAUCCGGGGGAGACCUGGACGAGCGUGAAUAUUGAAGAACCAGCAUUACUGUGAUGUCUGACAUCAAUUGUUUUCGUGGAUGUUCGGUCAAAAAUUUACAUAAACCAUUGUUUUGAAACGUAUCAGCGUUUUGUGACAUUUCAGAAUUUAAGAAAAAAUGUUUCAGGUGUUGAAGACUGUUAAACUGUUACAAAUACAGUAGUGUUGAAAACUGGGCUGUAUCUAAGAAACAUUCCAUGUUGUGAAGAAAUCGCAAUGAUCAAACGUUUAAGUUACAUAGCCAGACUCUUCAGGUUCUAGUAUUAGAUAUGUUCCCUUUUCUGUAUGUGAACUUUGGAGUUGGAAGAUAUACAAAAUAAAAUGGUGUUACAAAGAUGAAAUAAAAUUAAUUUUUAGUUUCUCAUCUUGACCCCACCUUUUACGUUAAAACCGUUAUUUGCACAAUUUUCGGUGGCUACUGUAAAGUAGCGUUUCUUUUUUAAAAAAGAGUUUUUAAACUAUUUAUUUAACGAACAUGUACGUUGGUACAGAAAAAUGAUGGACUGAGGUUCAGCAUGGCUGGUUAUCUUUUUAGGAUUCAAUUCGAUAAAUGAUUCCUAUCAUUUGAAAAGUGUUACGCUGGAAAGGAUAAAUAAAAAACUUGCCUGUUAUUUUGCGGAACAAGGACCCAGGACUCGGCAUUCAACUACAGAAGUAAAGUUUGCACCUGGUGUUGGAUUUUACCACGGUAAAAUGGUACAAGUGACAUAAGGUGAAUAUCUAUGAGAGAGAACUUAACUGGGGGACACUUUGGUCCAAAAUCCCUUUAACUUAAUCUUUCACCUGAGAAACUAGAUAUUAAUUUUUACCAAACACUGUUGCAAAUCAGUUUUGAUUAUGAUCUUUAUAAAGGUUUUAAACCAAAUAGGUUGGACAUUAGCUGAACGUUUUAAAAAGAAAUGUAAAUUUAAAACAUUAUUGGUCUGAGUGUAUCCUACAUCCAGUUGUGGAAAUUUUGUUUGUCAAACACAUUGUUUAAAAACUUGUUUCAAAUUUUGUACAUAGUUUUGCUGUUAUUUCUAGCCAUCAUGCUAAACGGUAUUUAUGAGUUUCCACACAAUGUUUCUUUAAAUAAUGCAUAGUGUGGCUUUUGUUUUGUAUUUUUUCAGUAUAUAGUUCUGGUGUCUUAUUUAAAAUAAAGUUAUAGCAAACAGCAUGAAUAAAAACUGGCAAUUUUAUAA